Clupea harengus (Atlantic herring) is the source of this 4169-nucleotide messenger RNA. RefSeq names its product RNA exonuclease 5 (gene rexo5). NCBI's taxonomy places the organism in Eukaryota, Metazoa, Chordata, Actinopteri, Clupeiformes, Clupeidae. Gene Ontology annotation, molecular function: RNA binding; exonuclease activity. The record is from RefSeq and is a predicted model, not a curated record. Gene Ontology annotation, cellular component: nucleus.
AUCAACGUAGAAAGUGCGAUGGGGCACCGGGCACGUACAGUACCCCACAUGUUUACACCAGUGGUAAUCUAUUGGAUAUGAAUAAGGAUGAAACCAACUCAGGGAUCUUCUGCGACAACUUUACUUUUGAUUUGCUGAUGUGCUGACAAGAUCCUGGCACCACUGGCAAGUCCUUUACGCUCUCUCGCUCACUAAGGCAUGGCUAAAGUGUCCAACGGUAAGAGAAAGAGAGAUCUUUCACCAGCCUCUGAAGACUCCAAUAACAAGAGAUCCAAUGGAUUACCAUCGCCACCCACACAGGCUCUGAGAACCAAGGGCCCACCACGUUUUACGCGCUGUUUUGAACAUCUCCAUGAAGCCAUUUCUCUCUCAGACCUGUCUGAACUGCUUCAGUAUGCGGCCUUGGGGAAAACAGUCACUCAGCCAAGUUGGUGUCGCCUUCAUCACCAGCGUAAGCUUUCUGGAGUGACUGUCACCAUACUGGACGAUGUGACUCAAGUCCACUUCUACCGAUAUUAUCCACAGUUCAAAAACCUCCGGAGGAGGUACACGACAAGAUGCACUCUGCUUCCCUGUGCUGGUGAUGUGUCCUCUUCUAUUCUCAACUCUGCGUUGUCCUAUGCCGACACCGUGACUUCAGAAAAUCCCAAAAGCGAUCUACGAUGGCAUCCGGUGAUCAGGAAGUUUGGUUUGAAAACUCGCAGGCUCUCCGCAUACGUGCUUACAGCAGAGGAAAUGUCGAAGAACAAGUUUCCUCUUAAAGGUGCCCCAGACUGUAAAGCAUUUGUUUGCACAGGGAAAGAUGAUCACGUGACUGACAAUAGCCCACUCUAUGGGCUAGACUGUGAGAUGUGUUUGACGAAGAUGGGACAGGAGGUGACGCGGGUGUCCCUGGUGGACAGCUCAGGGCAGUGCGUGCUAGAUGAACUUGUCAAGCCGCAAAAUCCAAUUCUUAACUACCUCACCAGGUUCUCUGGGAUCACUAAAGACAUGCUGGCGCGGGUCACCACGCAACUCUCAGACGUCCAGUCAAAACUCAUACAGCUGUUGCCCCAGGACGCCAUUCUGGUUGGCCACUCCCUCGAUUGUGACCUCAGAGCCCUGCAGAUGAUUCACCCGAAUGUAAUUGACACAUCUCUUCUGUACAAGAGAGAGUAUGGCGGAAGAUUUAAACUGAAGGUUUUGGCGGAGGUGAUCUUGAAGAAGGAGAUCCAGAGUGAGGAGAGGAAAGGUCACGACCCCUCAGAGGACGCCCUCGCUGCUCUGGAGCUGGCACGGUAUUUCAUCAGCAAAGGACCCCAACAGGUUGUUGACCUACAUCUCCAGGAGUUAUGGGGCGGGCCCCCCAGACUCCCAGACUCCCCCGUAAAUGGUUCCUCCCACACGAGCCCAACUCUGACCUCCCCUCUGGCCUCCCUAAUGUCCUCCGGUCCUCCCAUCUCCCGCCUGACGUUUGGUCCCGCCCUCUUAAAAAUGGGCCAACCGGCACUGCAGCUGGGCCGACUGGCGGGGAUUGACAGCCAUUCAUCCAAUGAGCUUUGGCGCAGGCAGAGCUGUAGUUCUGACAGGAAGGUGCUGGAGGCUCUGAGAAGGCAGGUGCAGUCUCACUCCCUCUGCCUGCUGCAGCUCAGCUCCUACGCCCAGCUGCUCACACACACACAUCCUUCCUACACACACCGCAACCUGCGCAAGCUCAUGGGUGGUCUGAGGGAGAUGUGUGUGGUGUACGUGGGUCCUCUGUCUCCAGAGUGCACUGAGAGGGACGUGAAGAGGCUUUGCAGCAGCUGUGGGGCCCUCCGAUCAGUGAGACUGCUGAGCUCCACACACCGGGUCCAUGCUGUAGUAGAGUAUGAGCUGUUAGAAGGUGCGGUUCUGGCAGUGGAGAGACUUAAUGGCUGUGAGCUACUUGGAUGUCCUGUGAAGGUGCAGAGACCGGUGGGAGAGUUAACUCUGGACACGGAGGAGUACCUGUAUGACCUGUUUGAGGACGCCCUUAACGAGCGCGUGAUCUACGCCACCGGCGUCACCACGGACGACCUCCAGAUGACCAUGGACCAGUUUGGCCCCACCGAGGGAGUCCGCCUCCUGCCGCAGCAGAAGAAGAGGAAGCAUGCGUUUGUCAAAUAUCACAGCACAGAAGCUGUGGAGGUCACCCUAGACCCGUCAGCAGAGCCUUCUCUCGGACAGGUUAAGGUGUGUCGGGCACUCACCCCACCACACCUGUGCACCUGGGUGCCAGACGCACCCGAGACUCCACAUAGCAACGGAGAGAACGGCGUGACGGAGGACAGGAGAGACAGACAGGAGGUUGGAGAGGAAGAUGUAGAUGAGGAGCUGGAAGCAGAGGUGGACAUGAAGACGGCCGGUGUGAUGAGGAAGUUGGACUCAAAGGUGGGGAAGAUACUCGACUCCUUACCUGACAACACACUCAGCAUCGUCAUCUUACCUGGAAAGGAGAGUUUCCAUGGCGUGUCUCAACUUGGCCUGUGCUUCCUAGAGGUCAAACAGAGGUCAACUGCCUCACCUUUAGACUGAAGGGGACCCAGAGGAACAUACAAAACACUGAUGGGAGAAAGGACACGCACCUCCAUGAUGACUUGACUGAGAAAGGACACGCACCUCCAUGAUGACUGAGAAAGGACACAUGAUGACUUGACUGAGAAAGGACACAUGAUGACUUGACUGAGAAAGGACACAUGAUGACUUGACUGAGAAAGGACACAUGAUGACUUGACUGAGAAAGGACACAUGACGACUUGACUGAGAAAGGACACAUGAUGACUUGACUGAGAAAGGACACAUGAUGACUUGACUGAGAAAGGACACAUGAUGACUUGACUGAGAAAGGACACAUGAUGACUUGACUGAGAAAGGACACAUGAUGACUUGACUGAGAAAGGACACGCACCUCCAUGAUGACUUGACUGAGAAAGGACACGCACCUCCAUGAUGACUUGACUGAGCUAAAACCAAAGAUACUUGAUUCAAAUCACCCGUGCCUACUUUGACAUCACCAGUUGGAAAAGGCAACGAGUCUUCAUCGUUGUUCAUAGGGCUGGUUAGUACUGUAGUGCAUUGCAUUCACAAAAGAGUAUAUAUAACAAACUGGACACGAAGGUAUGAGAUUUUCUUGUAAGUACGAGAUCCUGAUUACGAGUGUCCAAUUUUGUGUUCCUUUUUUUUGUGAAUGCAGUGUUUCCGUAUAGCAUGUCUGAAAAAAGAAACUGUGGUUCUAGAGCUACAUGAUUACUACGUAAUCGUGUGUGUCAUGUGCUCAUGGCUUAUGAGUUGAAUUAAAGUAUGACCUGUCUUUUUUAGGAAAGAGCAAUAUUGUUUUAACAUUUUUAAUCAAAACAUUCUAAAUACACUCUUUUUAAGGAGAUUUGAAUGGAAAGUCAUGUGACUUGCAACAGCCUUGCUUUGGAAACACCACAGACAGCACUUACUAUAAAUAAGUAAUAUUUAAAUAACAAUAAAAGCUAGAUAGCUAGCUUGCUGACAUUUUGGCUUUACCUGUGACUGACAAGCUGUAAAAGCGUUUUACUCUUCAUUUCAGUCAUGAUCACAAAACUACAUCACGAAUAGCCGGCAACUAGUAAGAGGUGUGUCCAUCGAUCCUUAAAAAGAAAUUAAACAGGAUACUAAAAUGACUUGCUUGCCUAUAUACAGUGGUCAAUUUGACCAUACUCUUGCUGUGCACCAUGUGUUUUUGUUCUGGUAUAUUCAUAUAGCAGUCAUCCUAGAUCACAAACUACAUUUAAAAGAAAUCGACCAAAAUAUAAAUAAAAACCUAGAUAAAUCUCACAGGUUUCAUCUCAGCAUUUGUUGUAUUUAAGGUUCCUGAAGUAGGAAAAAAAAAAAAAAAAAAAAAGCCAAGACUGCAAAAAGUGUUUUGAAUUAGCAGUGUUUACCAAUGUUUUACAUGUGAUUUAAGUAUACCAAGGGUCCUCCUACAGUACUGUUGAGCUUGGCUCUAAACACUACACACUUGUGUGUUGACAAAAAUGGAGAAAGUUGUUCUGCACUGAAAGAGGGAAAUGUCCAAACACUUGGCUUAGUAAGAAACAUUCUUUAAUAUUUUCCCCCCAACAAGAGGAUGUUUGACAUUUGCUGAUCAUACAAAAGAUAAUAAUAAUGAAGAAAAUAAACAUCACAAACAUGUAUACAUA